Molecule: messenger RNA, 2956 nt
Organism: Pungitius pungitius (ninespine stickleback)
Lineage: Eukaryota; Metazoa; Chordata; Actinopteri; Perciformes; Gasterosteidae
Product: UPF0524 protein C3orf70 homolog B
Exons: 2
Coding region: 431-1330 (299 amino acids)
Biological process (GO): nervous system development
Source: RefSeq, a predicted model, not a curated record
GUGUGUGCGCGUGCGCGUGUGUGCGUGUGUUUGAAGUGCGCAGAGCAGCUGGCUUUUGUGUUCGUGGACUCCUCCCGUCGUGCGAUGAAGUUCAGACGCGCGUCACCGGCUUUUCGCACAGAGGAGGUUCCCGACGCGAGGGGAGGAUGGAGAGACGCGCCACUCGCGACCGUGGGAGGCUUUGAAUGCCACAUUACGCGGAGCUGAUUUCCGCUCGUUCCCUCGUUACACGACGCGUCUCGGCGCUCUCCGCGAGCGGUAACCCGGCCGCUCUGGAUCUUUUCCCGUCCGUCUCCCCCAGCUGAGAGGCUCCGUGGGCUGCGUGGACCGUAGAAAAAAAGAACCUCACCUCCGUCACGGUUAUGUAGUUGUAGUUUUUUUUUUUCUUCUUCUUUUUUUUGUGGGGAGGGGAAAUACAUGAAAUGUUGGCAUGGCCACCUCGCGAGCACAGAAGUGUCCUAAGAGUGAGAAGUUGGACGAGGCGCAGGCUUUGGCCAAGAGCUGCGCGGGGAGACCGGACUUCCUGCCCUGCGACGGGCUCUCCAUCUGCGCCACCCACAGCCACGGGAAGUGCUUCAAGCUGCACUGGUGCUGCCACUUGGGCUGGUGUCACUGCAAGUAUGUUUACCAGCCCAUGACCAACGUGUGCCACCUGCCCACCACGGCCGUGCCAGCCGAUGGGACGGAGUACAGCGGAACCAUGGACCUGUCCGUCGCCCUGGCCGAGCGCUUCCUGAAACUCGCCCCCUGCUUCCAGUCCCCCCCUCACCUGGAGUCGCCCAAGUACUGCGUCAUAGCUGAUCUGUUUGUGGACGACUACGUCGUCAAGCGCAUCAACGGAAAGAUGUGCUACGUGCAGCGCCCGCCGCCUGCCAUACCGGAACCUCCGCGUGCUUCCACCCCUCCCCGGCCUGCGCCCUCAACACCUCAGGUGCCCCAGAAGCCCGCUCCGCCUCGGCAACCGGUGAAGCCUGCACCGCCGGCCCAACGGGCGCCUUCGCAGCAGGUCCAGCAGGCCCCGCACGUGCACAGCGAACACAAACACCCUACCCCUGUGGAUAAGAUAAAAGGCACCAAAAUGGACCAGUGCUCCUCUCCCUCCAGCUCUGAGGACUCCGGCAUCAACGCGUUGGGUCUGCAUUACCUGGAGUCCUGCGAGGAGGAAACGGAGGAGGAGGAGGAGGAGGAGGAGGAAGAGGAGGAGGAGGACGAGCUGAGCACGGAUGGGAAAUCCAGCCCCGGCAGCGUGUGGGAUCAGGACGACUGCUCUCUGCUCUCCCCCUCCAAGUCCAUGAUAGAGAUCAUCGAAAAGAUUGAAACGACGGUGUAGCCGACACAACGCCGUCGUGGACACCGGCUUGUGAGCCUCAGAGAAGAAAUGACGAGAAUCACACCUGAGGAUUUAUUCCACGUGGACUGAUGGGACACAACCCCCCCUCCCUGCGGUUCAGCAGAGCUUCGCUUGGUGGUUUGGUUGCGUUUCUUUGCGGCAGGUGGCCGAGGACUGUGCAUCUCAUCUGUCCGCCUCCCCUGCAUGGAGUGAAUUUAUCACAACACAGAAAGCCACAAGCACAAGAAUAUUAAGCACAUGCACAGUGGACCAAAUACCCCUAUGCACAGCAAAAUGAUUCAAUGAUAGGUGCACUUCAGUCAGAAGAAAAUGAGACUUUUCUCUUUAGGCAUAUAUUACUGGAGCUACAUUUUGUAUGAAUAAAGGUGGCAUGAGUAGGUUUCCUGAUAAUACGCAGUUAGGCAAACAAUUAGUGUUCGCCAGCCGUCAAUCUGCCAGACAGACUUUAUUCUUAUUCACUCUUGCAGAUACGUAGGUCUGCCAUUUCUCGUUCCUCUGGUCAAUGGACCCACCCACACGUAUUAUUCAUUCCUACAAUUAAGCAUAAUAACUGCGAGGCCAGCUACCUCUCAUGGGCCUAAACCAAAUCAGCCCGUUAACCACUCUGCUCCGGGCUGCUGGGACACGGCUGUCAGUUCGCGUGCACUUCACUGGCACCAACACAGGCCGUAGGUACGUAGGCAGGACAGUGUUCGACAAUCAAGGAUUACAAAGAAGCACAUUCAUACACUGUCACUGCCAGCGAGGGCCAAGGAGACUCUUAUCAAGCCAUUUAUCAGACAUUAACACAUUCUUCUGACCACAUAUUCUGGUCAACCUGGUCUGGACUGCUGUGCCGAUCCAGGUUAAAUGGGGCGUUAAGCAAAACAUGACUUGUAUUGACCUCUAUUAGCAUCCAGGAAAUGAAAUAGCAAAGACGUGUCUGGCAGAGUUACAGUGACAAAGCAGGAGUUGUUAAAGCAGAAUAUUAGAAGAGAGCACCUAGGGAAGAGGGAAUAUACAUAUUAUAUAUAUUAACAUAUAGACUUAAAAAUUGAAUUGCUCUUGGCGUUUUGGGUUCGAUGGUGAGAUGUCCCGUGAUUCCAGCUGAGAGAGUCUGAUAAAGGAUUGAAAGCUAUUUUGUGUUAUAGUGAGAAAUCUCACUUAGAGCGCCUUUAAAGCAGGUUAAUGUAUGGAAUAGAAUGAUGUUGUGAUGUUAUAAGAAAUACACUCAAAUAUAAUAUUUGUCAGACAGACCCUCAUUAGUCAAGUUAGUAGAAGGAAGAAAAUUGUUUUAAUGUUUCAACUGUUAUUUUUAUUUCCUGGAGAGUUAUCUGCAAGAAUCACUAAAACCUUCACAAAUAUGUACUGCUACAAUGAUAUGCUAGAUGUAAGAAAAAAAGAAGGAAAAACAUAAUUUUGCAUGACUGCAUUAUUUUGCCCCUCAAGUAAAAACACAAAUUUAUGGUUCAGUGUUUGAAGUAAACAAAUCCGUCAAAGGUUUUUCUCUUAUUCAGGAACGGCCCUUGACAUUAAACUCAAGACAGUCCCUCUGAAUACGUUAAAACAUAUGCUAUGGUCUCACUCUUGUCAUAUUAUUUUCAUAUGAAUAAAUCCAAAUGAUAC